AUGGCCUCUCACAAAUCUUAUCCAGAGAAAACCCCCGACGCCCAACAUGAUGAGGCUGUCACCCCCGAGAUUCUCGCUUCGGAAGCCAAAGUUGCUGCUGAAGCUGAGCACUACAUGACUUUAUGGCAAGCCGUCAAAACAUACCCGAAAGCGAUUGGUUGGUCCGUUCUUUUGUCAACCACUCUUAUCAUGGAAGGCUACGAUCUUGCUUUGCUGGGCAAUUUGUAUGCCUCUCCUGUUUUCAACGCGAAGUUUGGCACAUACAAUCCUGAGAAAGAGAAGUUCGCUGUUUCAGCCGCUUGGCAAUCUGGACUGUCAAACGGUGCCCGUGCUGGUGAGAUUAUUGGUUUGAUCCUUGCGGGAUGGGCGUCUGAUCGGUACGGAUACAAGAUGACUACUGUUGGAGCACUUGUUCUCAUGAUUGCAUUUGUCUUUGUUUUGUUCUUUGCCCCAAACAUCAAGAUUCUUGUUUUAGGAGAGGUCCUCUGUGGUAUUCCAUGGGGUGCGUUCCAGAGCGUGACACCCGCAUAUGCGUCCGAAGUAGCACCGGUUGUGCUCCGACCAUACCUGACAACAUUCAUCAAUAUGUGUUGGGUCAUUGGGCAGUUCUUUUCUGCUGCUGUAAACAAGGGUUCUGUUGGACGGGCGGAUGAGUGGGCUUAUCGUAUCCCCUUUGGGGUACAAUGGGUGUGGCCUGUUCCGAUCCUUGCCGGUGUCAUUUUUGCUCCUGAGUCCCCCUGGUGGCAUGUCCGAAAAGGCAAUCGCGCCGCUGCGAAAAAGUCUCUCCUCCGACUCACGUCUCCUCAGCAACCCAACUUUAACGCCGAUGAAACAAUUGCCAUGAUCGAGCACACAAACGAGAUGGAAAAGAACUUGAAGGAGGGCACCAGCUACCGUGACUGCUUCAAGGGCGUCGAUCUCCGACGUACAGAGAUUGUAGUUGGUAUCUGGCUCGUCCAGACUCUUGGCGGUCAAAACCUCAUGGGUUACUUCUCAUAUUUCUUGACCCAAGCUGGUAUGGAUCCCAGCAACUCAUUCUCUCUCUCCAUGGCACAAUAUGCCCUUGGCAUGGUUGGCACGUUUGGGUCUUGGUUCUUGAUGGCCAAGGUUGGCCGUAGGACUAUUCACUUCAGUGGUCUAUGCACUCAACUUAUCAUCCUUAUCAUUGUUGGGUCACUGUCAUUCGCCAACAACAAUGGUUCAGUCUGGGCAAUCGGCGCAAUGCUCAUUGUUUUCACGUUUGUCUACGACUUUACCGUCGGACCAGUCACGUAUUCAUUGAUCUCCGAGCUGUCCUCAACCCGACUCAAGGCAAAAACAAUUGUUAUGGCUCGUGCUGCAUACAACGCUAGUAACAUAUUUAUCAAUGUUAUGACCAACUACCAGCUAUCAUCAACAGCGUGGAACUGGGGCGCCCGCACAGCUUAUUUCUGGGCUGGAUCCUGUUUACUUUCUGCCAUUUGGGUUUACUUCAGGCUUCCUGAACCUAGGAACAGGACCUAUGCAGAGUUGGAUCUGCUUUUUGAGAAACGAGUGUCAGCAAGGAAAUUUGCCAAGACGCACGUUGAUCCCUAUUCCCAUUCGGUUGCAUCUGACAAUAAGCCGACAGCCGAGAAGGAGGUUCAGUAG
Fusarium venenatum is the source of this 1629-nucleotide messenger RNA. RefSeq names its product general substrate transporter. Gene Ontology annotation, cellular component: membrane. Lineage: Eukaryota; Fungi; Ascomycota; Sordariomycetes; Hypocreales; Nectriaceae. Gene Ontology annotation, biological process: transmembrane transport; carbohydrate transport. The record is from RefSeq and is a predicted model, not a curated record. Gene Ontology annotation, molecular function: carbohydrate:proton symporter activity.